Molecule: messenger RNA, 798 nt
Organism: Aspergillus novofumigatus IBT 16806
Lineage: Eukaryota; Fungi; Ascomycota; Eurotiomycetes; Eurotiales; Aspergillaceae
Product: putative 2-haloalkanoic acid dehalogenase
Exons: 3
Coding region: 121-798 (225 amino acids)
Source: RefSeq, a predicted model, not a curated record
UCCACAUCAAUCGAGUCCACAUAAACAACCCACCCCCUCACUCAUCACUUCCCUCGAAAUAUAUUGAAACAAAUGCAUUGAAAAUCAACUACCAAACAACUUCACCAUUUAACAAGAACAAUGCGGAAACACAUCAUCUUCGACGUCGUCGGCACCUGCGUCUCCUUCGACGCCUACUUCGCCUCCAUCGCAGCCACAAUCGGCCCAAAACUCUCCACCUACAAUAUCACCCCAAACCACUUCGGCUACACAUGGAUGACCGCCGCGGAACUCGAAUUCACCUUCUUGUCGAUUUCCGAGUCCUACCGCCCCUACAAAGACGUCAUGCGCGCGCUCUUCUACCGCAGUCUUUUCAUGGCUGGUGUCGCCGAUCCCCGGAGUGUUUUCACAGAUGAGGAGCGAGAUGCCUGUAUAGCCGGCUAUGCGUCGUUGCAGCUUCGUCCGGAGCUGGGACCUGCGUUUGAGAAGUUGCGGAAUGCCGGGUUCGAGGUGUGGUGUCUGACGACGGGGGAUGUGGAGCGUGGCGGGGUUGAGAUGCCGGUCGAGAGGGUGUUGAGUUGUGAUGGGUUGAGGGUUGCGAAGCCGGCGCUGGGGGCUUAUCGGGCUGCAAUUGGGAAGAUUGGGGCGGAUGAUGAGAAAUGGUUUGCGGCGGCGCAUUUGUGGGAUGUGUCUGCUGCGGUGAGGGCCGGGUUUCGGGGGCGGGAGGGAUGUUGGGAGGUGUUUGAUCGGGAGAGCUUGGAGGUUGUUGCAGAUGGGUUGGUUGAGAUGGUGGAGGGGGUUAUUAAGAUAUCUGGUUAG